AUGGGUGAGAAAGAAGAGUUGGAUGAUGUGAUGAACAUUGUACCCAAGGGACAGAAAAUGUUGAUAGGAGCGGAUUUCAAUGGGCAUGUUGGUGAAGGGAACAGUGGAGACGAGGAGGUGAUGGGUAGGUAUGAUGUCAAGGAGAGGAAUGAAGAAGGUCAGAGGAUAGUGGAUUUUGCCAAAAGGAUGGACAUGGCUGUGGUGAAUACAUAUUUUAAGAAGAGGGAGGAACAUAGGGUUAUGUACAAGAGUAGAGGAAGAUUCACACAGGUAGAUUACAUCCUAUGCAGAAGAGUUGAUCUGAAGGAGAUUGAAGACUGCAAAGUGUUUGCAGGGGAAAGUGUAGUUAAGCAGCAUAGGAUGGUGGUCUGUAGGAUGACGCUGGAGAUCAAGAAGAGGAAGAGAGUGAGGGCAGAGCCAAGGAUCAAAUGGUGGAAGCUGAAAAAGGAAGACUGCAAGGUUGAGUUUAGGGAGGAGGUGAGACAGGCACUGGGUGGCAGUGAAGAGUUACCAGACAGCUGGGAAACUACAGCAGAUGUAAUAAGGGUGACAGCAAGAAGGGUGCUUGGCGUGACAUCUGGAAAGAGGAAGAAGGAAAAGGAAACCUGGUGGUGGAAUGAGGGAAUACAGGAGAGUAUACAGAGGAAGAGGAUGGCAAAGAAGAAGUGGGAUAGUCAGAGAGAUGCAGAAAGUAGACAAGAGUACAAGGAGAUAAGGCGCAAGGUGAAGAGAGAGGUGGCGAAGGCUAAAGAAAAGGCGAAUGAGUUGUAUGAGAGGUUGGACACUAAGGAGAGAGAAAAGGACCUGUACUGACUGGCUAGACAGAGGGACCGAGCUGGGAAAGAUGUGCAGCAGGUUAGGGUGAUAAAGGAUGAAGAUGGAAACGUACUCACAAGUGAGGAGAGUGUGUUGAGCAGAUGGAAAGAGUAUUUUGAGAGGCUGAUGAAUGAAGAGAAUGAGAGAGAGAAGAGGUUGGAUGAUGUAGAGAUAGUGAAUCAGGAAGUGCAACGGAUUAGCAAGGAGGAAGUAAGGACAGCUAUAAAGAGGAUGAAGAAUGGAAAGGCCGUUGGUCCAUAUAACAUACCUGUGGAAGUAUGGAGGUGUUUAGGAGAGAUGGCAGUGGAGUUUUUAACUAGAUUGUUUAAUGGAAUCUUGGAAAGUGAGAGGAUGCCUGAGGAGUGGAGAAGAAGUGUACUGGUGCUGAUAUUUAAGAAUAAGGGGUAUGUGCAGGACUGCAGUAACUAUAGGGGAAUAAAAUUGAUGAGCCACAGCAUGAAGUUACUGGAAAGAGUAAUGGAAGCUAGGUUAAGAAGUGAGGUGA
Messenger RNA from Erpetoichthys calabaricus (reedfish), 1321 nucleotides. RefSeq lists its product as uncharacterized. NCBI's taxonomy places the organism in Eukaryota, Metazoa, Chordata, Cladistia, Polypteriformes, Polypteridae. Bases 1 to 813 code for a protein of 270 amino acids. Gene Ontology annotation, biological process: chromatin remodeling. Gene Ontology annotation, cellular component: nucleus. The record is from RefSeq and is a predicted model, not a curated record. The transcript has 2 exons.